AUGAUGAACCAGCCGCCCAUGGCAUACCACCACCCGCUCCAGCAGCAGCAGCAGCAGCAGCACGCGCAGCAACAGCAUCUCCAGCAGCAGCUUCACCAGCAGCAGCUCCAGGCGCAGCAGCUUCCCGUCUCCUCGUCGGUCGUCGGCCCCCACGCGUCUGCCGCCUACUUCCAGGCCUCCCAGCAGCACCAGCACCCGCAGCACCAGCAGCACCAGCAGCCCCUGCCUGGCUCUGCUCACCAUAUGCCGCCGUAUUACCAGAACCCAAGCGUCUAUCCUCAACCUCCCGCGUCCUUCCAACCGCAGCAGCAACCGCUGCAGCAUCCCCAGCUCCAUCAACACCUCCAGCAGCAGCAGCAGCAACAGCAACAACAACAACAGCAGCAGCAGCAGCAACAGCCGCAGCUUCAGCCGCAACAACAACCAGGGCAUCUUCCACAGCAGCCUCAGGUCGUCCCCCAGCACCUUAUUGCCGGAAGUGUAGCCCCCAUGAUGGCCUCUGCGGCUCCCAUCUCUCACGUUCCCUUUACCACUCAGCCAUUCACAAACUCGGUUAUACCCAGCUCUCUACCACAGUCGGCACAUCCUCAGCCUGUCGUGGACGAUAUAUCCACUCGUUCACCAUCUGCUGACCCUCAGGCUCAGGGCGGCAUGACGACGGCCAUGCCUUCGUCCAAGGCCAUAUACUCGACCCCCAACCGCCCCACAUCACAGGCACAGGCCCAGAUGCAGGCGCAAUCCCAGGCUUCACCCGUCUACCAGACACCCAGCAGCACCAUUUCACCACAAGCAGCUGCCCGCGAGCGAGCCCGGGUCACUAUUCUGCUGGACAUCAACUCGGCUCUGUUGCAGGAAGUGGUCAACUUGCAGGCAAAUGGCAAGGCCGGACCUGCUUCAAAUCAACCCAGUGCCACGGGCUCGCCGUCGUCGCCUCAGGAUACCCAAAAGCCAAGUAACGGGUCGGAUACCGCAAAGGCCGCUGCUCCCGCGGGGAAACCUACGCAGGAGUACGUCGAUUGCAUGCGCCGGCUCCAGGCAAAUCUCGCCUACCUCGCAACUGUGGCAGACCGCGCAAAGAAGACUGGUGCCACCGGCCCUCAGACUCCGGCCAUCAUGACACCCCCACCGCAUCUUCCCUCGGUCAACCAUCUUUACACUUCUCUCAAUGAGCUUUUCACCACCGCCACCACACCCGUUACCGUUGCUACUACGACUACUGUUUCUGUCCCGACGCCAAUGCCGCAAUCUGGCAUAGGUAGUCCAAUGACUCCCCAGCAGCAACAGCAACAUCAACAACAACAGCUCUAUCGACAACGCCAGGGCCAGGUGCAGAUGCAGAUGCAGAUGAUCCAACAACCGGACUUUUCAUACCCUGGAUCCGCAGCCGGAUGA
Molecule: messenger RNA, 1392 nt
Organism: Nannizzia gypsea CBS 118893
Lineage: Eukaryota; Fungi; Ascomycota; Eurotiomycetes; Onygenales; Arthrodermataceae
Exons: 2
Coding region: 1-1392 (463 amino acids)
Source: RefSeq, a predicted model, not a curated record